Trematosphaeria pertusa is the source of this 2406-nucleotide messenger RNA. RefSeq lists its product as uncharacterized. NCBI's taxonomy places the organism in Eukaryota, Fungi, Ascomycota, Dothideomycetes, Pleosporales, Trematosphaeriaceae. The coding region runs from base 190 to 2022 and encodes 610 amino acids. The record is from RefSeq and is a predicted model, not a curated record. The transcript has a single exon.
CUUAUGCCUUCGUUUCUGCCCUCAGGCUGAACUCCUUUCCUAUGCCCCUAAAACGAAGUGGCUGUGGACGUCAAUAAGUUCCCGUAAGCUAAACCCUCCUAUGCGCCCACUCAGGCCUAUCUCUAGAAACCCUUUUAUUGUGCCACAACAGCACUGCUCAACUGUCAACACUUCCAGCUGUCCGUUGCAAUGAAGAACAGUUCUACAGUUGAGAACCCCCGUUCGAACCCCGAGCAGACUUCGAGAGUCUUGACCAGAAGCUGGCGUUACUGGAAACAAUUAUUGGAAUCAGCUACAUCCAUGAAAGAUUAUCCUGCUUCUUGCUUCGACAUUGGCGUACUCCUAAACCAGACUCCUCCAAUACCCAAUAACCCAAAAAUCAAAGAGGAGGAAGUUAGCGGCAACCUUUACUUAAAAGGCAACGCAGAGUGGGACAUUGGCGGCCGCAGUGGCUGUAGCCUGGAACGCACAACAAAGUACUCCCGUCUUCAAAAAAUUCCCAUCGGCUCUUCGGAACCGCACUUUUGCCAGCUCUCCAACCAAGCAUCUCCCCAACGGUGUCGUAGACACCGCGAUAUAGGCAACCACCUCGCUCUCUUCGUCUUAGGAUGGUCCUACGUCCUCUCUGCGCGGCUCGUCGAAUCAUUUAGAAAAUCAGUUGCAGACCACGUUACCUACACAGACAGCCGCGCAGCGGUGCGCGCGUCUUCCAAGGAAGCAACUGCUAAUUCCCUCCCCAUUCAGAUGGGAAACCUGACUGCGGCCGAGCUCCGGUGGUGGUCAGCUAUUCUCGCAGCUGGAUGCGGGUGGCAGGCGAUACUUUCCCGGUCACAUCGCCAGUACUAUCCGCCAUGGUCCUGCCACCUAUAUCCGGAGCAUCUUUUUGAGAUCAUCCAUCCCGAAGCCGGGCAUAUCGACUGCCCUCCGCCAACCUCCAACGAAGCGCAGCAAUAUCUUGUUGCCUUUGCCAAAUCAAACGACGCAUACGACCAACUUUUAGCUGCGCUCGCAGCAUCCUUAACCUUACCGACACAUGGUAGAUUCGGGGCUCCUAUUGAAUUGCCUCAUCCAAAGUCUGGGUUUGCUCAGCGUGUCAUGGACGCCGCUAAGCAAAGUACAGAUGAGAGCCAUAUCCCCCAUUACAUGGCACUAAGCUGCAUACCAAGCAUCAUAUCCUCCACCCUGCUUGGAUGCUUCUGGGAGCCAGGGAUAGAAUGUGACCUCGCUAGCGAAUGGCUGUAUCCUGCUCAGGAGUUGAUGCAAUUAAUUAGUGAAGAGAAAAGGUCUAAGGUCAUUGUCAAGAUGAUGGCGCUCCAUCGGCCCAGUUCAGCACCUCUGUGGUUAGGUGCAGGGAUCACUGGCUUAAUACCAAGUCUACUGCGUGUAGCAAUGAAGCAUUUGCCAUCAACGUCUCUCGAAGCAACGAUCUGGGUCAGAUCUCUCCAGUCAUUCAUGGACCCGCGGUUCCAUCGCCCGCCACCGAAGUUCAACGACUUGGAAGGACGAACACACAUCUAUCGUGAGGACGAAUUCCGCCUCCUCUAUAUCACGGACGUGGAGUCUCGACGAUACGCUUCGCCCCCAUUGAGUCCUUGGCCGCCUUUCGGGACAGUGGACAUUACUACAACAAACUUAGAAGUGCAGCUACAUCUCAAUUGUGCUCAUCGAUUGCUUUACAAGCAGUGGAACUGGCAAUUAGAAGAUGGAAAAGCUCUACUCGAUCCAGGGGUUCCAACGCCAAUGUGCGAUUCCUUACAGAAAGAGAGGGGAUUAGCGGGUCAGCUUUCUUCUCGCGCAACACGUCUCUGGAAUAACCUGCGUACUUCUCAAAGAAUGGUGGAGAACGGCGCCUAUAAUAGAAGUACAUCACAGUCUGCAACGCGAGCCAUCUUUCAAUGGACGUUAGUAGACGGGAUCAGACCAGAUGACAAAAAGUUGUGGACACACGAAUGGCUCAGAGAUCUUUUGGAGGAUGAAUCUGGCGAUGACGACGGAGAGAUAGAUAACGAGGGGUCAGAAUGAAAUCAUUGUUUGGAUGCAAUCCGCGUCCACGAUUCAAUGAUUACUCUCAUUCAAACGAAUCCAGCCGCCUGGUUCAGUGCCACCGGGCCCGCAGUCCUUGCACAGCCUCUAUUGUCCGCCGACUUUACAGAUCUUCCAUUUCUUUCUACAUCCAUGUGCACUGCACGUUUCGUAUUGGUGCUCGUUAUUGAGAUGAUCGCAUAGGGUGCAGGUGCCCUUUUGCCCAGAUCCGGUGGAGAGCUUGGCUACAUUUAAUUGAAUGUGUAGAUGGGACUGGGAUAUCACUUACAGACAUUCAAACAAGUCUUUACAAUCGAUGCUUGUUGGGGUGUUUUUGUACGUAGAAAUCGACGGUGCUUGAUUGUGCAUGGUUUAUGAUGUGCU